UGUUUCCUUUUCAAACUUAAGUUACUCAAUGCGUGCCCCUGGUACCGAUCGCAGGGUGAAUCAUGCCUGGGAGCCGGCUCACCCGCAGUUCUGCCUUCUCGUUACACGGAAACUUCACCGUGGAUUGCCCAAACGGCUCCUGGCUCAUCUGGGAUGCUUUCCACGAGUGUGCUGAAGAUAGCAGGGAUCUAGCCAGCGUUGCCCUGGGUUUGAUCUCCAUCAUUUUCUUCAUGAUCUCUUCUUUACCCCAAUAUUACAGCUCCUAUAAGACCGGAAAUAUGGACCAAGCUUUGUCGCUGUGGUUCCUGUUGGGUUGGCUGGGGGGCGACUCCUGCAAUCUGAUUGGUGCCUUCCUGUCUGACCAGCUUCCAAUCCAGACGUACACCGCAAUGUACUAUGUCCUGGCAGACCUGGUGAUGAUUGGCAUGUUCACGUAUUACAAGAUGAAGCACCGACACAGACAUUAUGAAGGUCUGAUCAAUAUCGCUGUGACGUUCACUAUUCUGGGAUCCAUCUCCUUGAUUCCUGGCGGCAAAGUGGACUCUGUGUGGCUGGACAGCCCCAAGGUGCUCAGGCGAUCUCUCCUGGCCGUGGCUUCUCCCUCUGCCAACAAGAUUGACACCAAAAACAUUUGUGGGUUGGCGAUCGGCUCGAUUUCCGCGGUUCUGUACCUGUCAUCCAGGAUUCCUCAGAUCCUCACAAACUUUAAGCGGAAGUCGACAGAAGGCAUCUCGUGUUUCCUCUUCGUCUGCGUCAUCCUGGGCAACGCCACGUACGGAGUGAGCGUUCUGCUGAUGAACCCGGACAGGGGCCAAGGCGAGGGCAGCUACAUCCUGAACCACCUGCCCUGGCUACUCGGCAGCCUCGGCACCAUGUCACUGGAUCUGGUCAUAAUCACUCAGUUUUUACAGUAUCGGCCGAAGAGCUCCGAGGAACGAGAGACACUGAUUGAUUCGGGGGGAAUGUGAGAAGCUCCCGCGCUGAGGUGUGGAGGGGCCCAGCUGUGCAGAGUCAGGAAUUAGAAGACGGUCCU
Messenger RNA from Callorhinchus milii (elephant shark), 1033 nucleotides. It is a transcript of the gene slc66a1, whose product is annotated as solute carrier family 66 member 1. The record is from RefSeq and is a predicted model, not a curated record. The transcript has 8 exons. Bases 63 to 968 code for a protein of 301 amino acids. Lineage: Eukaryota; Metazoa; Chordata; Chondrichthyes; Chimaeriformes; Callorhinchidae.